Olea europaea var. sylvestris is the source of this 2883-nucleotide messenger RNA. Its product is annotated as ethylene receptor 2. Bases 183 to 2405 code for a protein of 740 amino acids. The transcript has 7 exons. NCBI's taxonomy places the organism in Eukaryota, Viridiplantae, Streptophyta, Magnoliopsida, Lamiales, Oleaceae. Gene Ontology annotation, cellular component: endoplasmic reticulum; endoplasmic reticulum membrane. Gene Ontology annotation, molecular function: ethylene binding; ethylene receptor activity; protein binding. Gene Ontology annotation, biological process: phosphorylation; response to ethylene; phosphorelay signal transduction system. The record is from RefSeq and is a predicted model, not a curated record.
UCUCUUCUCUCUCUCUAAACUGUUUCGACUUUUUAACGCUAACCAAGACUUUUGUGUAAAGCUCCAUCAUUGAAUAAAGAGUUCAAAAGCUAAUAUAUUCUAAAUUCACAGCUUCCAGAUUAAAGAAAUAAUUUGGGGUAUGUAGGCAAAGGAAGAAUUAGCACUGAGGUCAUUCAUUUAGCAUGGAGGCCUGCAAUUGUAUUGAGCCACAAUGGCCAGCUGAUGAAUUGUUGAUGAAGUAUCAGUAUAUCUCGGAUUUCUUCAUUGCGUUGGCUUAUUUUUCUAUCCCAUUGGAGUUGAUCUACUUUGUCAAAAAAUCUGCAGUAUUUCCAUAUAGAUGGGUUUUGGUGCAGUUUGGGGCAUUUAUUGUUCUUUGUGGAGCAACACACCUGAUCAAUUUAUGGACGUUCACCAUGCACUCAAGAACAGUGGCAGUUGUCAUGACCACUGCAAAAAUUAUGACUGCUGUUGUGUCGUGUGCUACUGCCCUUAUGCUAGUACAUAUCAUCCCCGAUUUAUUGAGUGUCAAAACAAGGGAGCUAUUUUUGAAAAAUAAGGCUGCUGAGCUAGAUCGAGAAAUGGGCUUGAUCCGUACGCAGGAAGAAACUGGUAGACAUGUUAGAAUGCUAACUCAUGAAAUCAGAAGCACUCUUGACAGACAUACCAUACUGAAAACCACACUUGUUGAACUGGGAAGAACAUUGUCCUUGGAAGAAUGUGCGUUAUGGAUGCCAACGCGUACAGGACUAGAGCUUCAACUUUCUUACACUCUACAUCACCAAAACCCAGUUGGAUUUACCGUACCUAUAAACCUUCCAAUGAUCAACCAAGUGUUCAGUACAAAUCGUGCGGUAAAAAUCUCACCAAGUUCUCCUGUGGCCAGACUUCGACCUUCUGGAAAGUACAUGCCUGGAGAAGUGGUUGCUGUGCGUGUCCCACUCCUGCACCUUUCUAAUUUCCAGAUUAAUGCUUGGCCUGAACUUUCGACAAAACGCUAUGCUUUGAUGGUUUUGAUGCUUCCUUCGGAUAGUGCAAGGCAAUGGCAUGUCCAUGAAUUGGAGCUUGUUGAAGUGGUGGCAGAUCAGGUGGCUGUUGCUCUUUCACAUGCUGCAAUUCUGGAAGAAUCUAUGAGGGCAAGGGAUCUUCUUAUGCAGCAGAAUGUUGCUCUUGAUCUCGCUAGAAGAGAAGCAGAGACGGCUGUUCGUGCUCGUAAUGAUUUCUUAGCUGUUAUGAAUCAUGAAAUGAGAACUCCCAUGCAUGCCAUCAUUGCACUUUCAUCUUUAUUACAAGAAACUGAGCUGACGCCCGAGCAACGUCUGAUGGUUGAAACAAUACUCAAGAGCAGUAACCUUUUGGCUGCACUUAUCAAUGAUGUAUUAGAUCUUUCAAAGCUUGAAGAUGGUAGCCUUCAACUUGAUAUGGGACCUUUUAACCUCCAUGCACUCUUUAGGGAGGUCCUUAACUUGAUAAAGCCUAUAGCAUUUGUGAAGAAGUUGUCCAUUACAUUGAGCUUGUCUUCAGAUUUGCCAGAGUACGCCAUUGGUGAUGAGAAGCGGCUAAUGCAAGUUCUUUUAAAUGUAGUUGGGAAUGCUGUGAAGUUCUCCAAAGAGGGCAGCAUCUCCAUAUCUGCUUUUGUUGCAAAAUCGGAGUAUCUUAGAGAUCCUCGAGUCCCUGAUUUUUUCCCUGUACUAAGCGAUAACCAAUUCUAUUUACGUGUACAGGUAAAAGAUACAGGAUUAGGAAUUAACCCCCAAGAUAUUCCUAAGCUAUUCACAAAAUUUGCUCAAAGUCAACCUCUGGCUGCCAAAAACUCUAGCGGUAGUGGGCUUGGUCUCGCAAUUUGUAAGCGGUUUGUAAAUCUCAUGGAAGGACAAAUUUGGAUUGAAAGUGAAGGUCUAGGCAAGGGAUCUACCGCUAUCUUUAUCGUGAAACUUGGAUUUCCAGGACACUCGAAUGAGUCAAGGCUCCCGUUUGUGCCCAAAGUUCCUGGAAAUCACGUGCUUACAAACUUUUCAGGGCUUAAAGUUGUUGUGAUGGAUGAUAAUAGCGUUGGCCUGAUGGUAACCAAGGGCCUCCUUAUGCACCUAGGAUGUGACGUAGUGGCUGUCGGUUCGGCAGAUGAGUGCGUGAGAGUCGCUACCGCUGAGCACAAGGUGGUUUUCCUUGAUGCUAGCCUGCCAGGUUCGGACGCCUACGAAGUUGCUGUACGUUUGCACGAGAAAUUUGCGAAACGACUCGAUAGGCCUUUCAUUGUAGCACUCACGGGGAAUACUGAUAGGAUGGUAAAAGAGAAUUGCUCGAGAGUUGGAAUGGAUGGAGUCAUUUUGAAACCUAUAUCGGUCGAUAAAAUGAGAAGUGUUUUAUCAGAGCUCAUAGAGCAUGGAUUUCUGGUUGAAUCACAAUAAGCAGAAAGGCUAGUACUGAGUACCUAUAUUUGAAAGUGAAUAACUGUGAGAAUGCAGAAACCGGGUGAUAACUUAUUCUUCAACAUGGAGUUCACUAUACAACAUUAUGGCAUUGCAGUGUAUAUCCCGAGCCGUGCAGUGGUUUGAAUUAUUGAAUAUGUCGACUUUUUUUCAUGUGUAUCUGUGAUUUCAGAAUGACGAUCACAAGAAAUGAUGAUGAUAUCAUUUGAAACUCUGUAAAAACCUGAAGAGAUGACUUGUUUUCUUAGGUAUAAGUUAUUACUUAUUAGGAUGCUCUGAAUUGAGUUGAAGUUUGUUUCAGUUGUAGAUUUUGUGCCUGAACUGAAAUUGAGUGGUGUUUCCUAAUCAUUUUCUCAACAAGAGUUUGAUUAUGAUAGAGGAAUCUGUUUGAAUCGUACUCUGCUAAUGUGACUCCAUUCUUCCUAUAUUUUUGGUUUUAAGAUCUUGAAAUUUGUAA